Molecule: messenger RNA, 1578 nt
Organism: Trichoderma harzianum CBS 226.95
Lineage: Eukaryota; Fungi; Ascomycota; Sordariomycetes; Hypocreales; Hypocreaceae
Exons: 3
Coding region: 1-1578 (525 amino acids)
Source: RefSeq, a predicted model, not a curated record
AUGAACCCAUCUGAUAAGCGCCGCGGAGGCGGGCGCAGCAACAGCACCGGGCCCGCCUGGCGAGCCGGACACGCAUCGCAUGCAAGUCGCCAUGGCAGCACAGCAAGCAACGCCGACAAUAUGCCCGUGAUGCCGCCUCGCGCGGCUGUGGUCAAUACGAGCUCGGCGGGCGGAGACGAUUCUCACAACGCAAGCGGCACACUCGCGGAACGAAAACGAAAAGAAAAAGCGCGCGAGAGAGACGGUGUAGCCAGCAACUCAUCCUCCUCUAGCACGGCUAGGGGAUCCAGUCCGCAUACUGUAUCCAGUAGCAACGCCAGCAGCAAUAGUAAUAACGGCGGCGGCGGCGGCGGCGGCGGCAGCCCGGUCUCGAAGCAGUAUCGCCGUUCGCAGCAGUCAGACGCAGCCGCAACGGCCCAUCUCCUCCGCGAAAAAGAUGAACGCAUCGCAUACCUAGAAGGCGAAAUGGCCAUUAUGGAGCGCGAGUUCCACCAGGAGCUCGACAAGUUGAGCCAGACGGAGAGCGAGACGGCCACCUUUUGGCAGGGCAAGCACAGCGCGCUGAACCAGCAGUACUUACGCACCGACACGGAGCUCAGGCUGCUCCGGGCCGAGGUCGAUGUGCGCGAGGCCGAAAGGGAGGAGCUGCGACAGGGCGUUGAGGUUCUCCGGCGCGAGCUGCAGGAGAGAGACGACGAGAUCCGGAGGCUGAGGGGUCAGGUCAGGGGCUUGAAGGACUUUGUGAGCACAAGCACCAGGACGGACGAUCAGACGAGCGACGAGGUGUUUGGGGAUGGCAUGACCAAGCUGGGCAACGGGCUGCAGAACUGGGUCAUUACAAACUUCCGAAAAGCAAAGCUGGACUUGAUCAAGGCCAGCGACGCCACGCUCACAGAACUCAGCCAGCUUGUGCCCAUGUACGAAGACCUCAUACACACAUCAAAGGUCCACCUCUUGCAGUCCAUCGUCUCGAGCAUCCUCGUCGAGAUGGUCUUCAACGCUUACUACGUUGGCCUAUCAGAACAAGAUACGCAGCACAUUCAGCAGAUGGAGCAGCUGCUCUCCUCAUUAUGCGCCUCGACCGAUGUCGUAAACCAAUGGCGCUCAUCCACCCUUGCGCUCCUCCGCCGCGAGGCACACCACCUUCACGAUAACACAGACGCGUUUGCCGAGGCCGUCAUAUCUCGCAUCACUCAGCUGCUCGACAGCAUCAUUACGACUUCCCCAUCAUCAUCAUCGUCAUCAUCAUCAGCCCCCGCAGCAAACUCAGCUACGGCCCGAGACUCGGCCCUCCGCGUGCUCAUCAAAAACUCCAUCGAACUCGCGCGCCUGCUCGUAGUGCAAAAGGCCCGACUGCGGGUGUACAUGCCCAGCAUCCUGCCUCACCAGCAGGUGCUGUUCGAGCCGGACACCAUGGAGGACAUGGGCGGAGAGGAGGACGAGGAGAACCUGGCCAACCGGGAGAUUAGCUGCGUCGUCUUCCCCGGCGUCAUCAAGCACGGGGACGAAAACGGCGGGCACAUGCAGUUCCGCAACGUCAUUGUCAAGGCGAGGGUUUUGUGUAGCCCGGAAGAAUAG